AUGCGCUCAUACACAAGCACGAAGCUCGGUUCUGUCACUGGUGGUCCCUACGACAACCGGUUUAUGGACUACCCCUGGCAACCUGAACACGCAUUUCCCAGUAUCUCAGAGUAUCUCGAAUACUACCGUGGUAUAUUCCUAGAAUUCUGUGGAGCCGAGUACGUGGACAAACUGUUCAGCUGCUUUCCGACGGAGGAACUGGUCCAUUUUACUCAUGGCGAUCUCCUCCCCCAAAACAUUCUCGUUGAUGGUUCCAAGAUUACAGCCAUCAUUGACUGGGAGACUGCUGGCUAUUAUCCUGCGUUCUGGGAGUAUUGCCGUAUGCAUGAUCCAGGGUUGAUGACGCCUGGAUGGCAACAAGUCCUCGCACGUUUAUUCCCUGGUCCGCGGCGGGAGAAGGAUACAAGCUGUGGGACGGAUCAUUCGUGA
Marasmius oreades (fairy-ring Marasmius) is the source of this 429-nucleotide messenger RNA. RefSeq lists its product as uncharacterized. Bases 1 to 429 code for a protein of 142 amino acids. The transcript has a single exon. The record is from RefSeq and is a predicted model, not a curated record. Lineage: Eukaryota; Fungi; Basidiomycota; Agaricomycetes; Agaricales; Marasmiaceae.